CUGAACAUUCUGCGCAACCUCCUACUGGCCUUAAAAAUCUCAAAUAUGCUGAGUCACUGUUUUGAGUUUUUACAAAUGGUGGGUCGGAUUAUUCUUAGAGUUCUAGGACGCAUUGAGCAACAUAAGGGAGGUAAGAAAAAAAUUAAAAUCUCCAUAGCUCAUUGUUGGAGAACUGCAACAAGACAUGGCAUCUAGACUCAAGAGGUCACGAGACUACAUGACAACCAUUUGACUCUAUCUAUGCUAAAGAUAGGGUCAAAGAUAGGUUAUAUUUUAUAUAGAUGCAGUCCUAAUAACUUUAUGCUUCCCCAUAUCUCCUUUAAAUGCACCAGAUUUGCUUGUUUGAACUAUGAUACCAUUCCAGUUGACGGAGACAGCUGAAAUCGAGAAAGGUAAUGGGCAUGUACUGAAGCUAUGUUUAGAAUCCCCUCUGUCCCCGAUACCUUUAAGAAAAGCGGGAGGACAGACCAACAGCAGAAGCUGGACGGGUGAUACUGUAAACAGACUUCUGAAAUAAAAGAUACAGCAUCAGAAACACUUUGACAAAGAACACAAUCAAGUCUUUCUCUCUUCAAAGGACCAAAAACAGCAAGAUAUGGCUACAGCCGCCAGCAUUCUGUCCAAGGAGCAUCUCCUUUGCCCCAUCUGUCUGGAUGUGUUUAACCAGCCAGUCUCCACUCCGUGCGGGCACAACUUCUGUCGUGACUGCAUCCAGAGAUACUGGCAGAGUACCAAUCCGCCACAAUGCCCCAUGUGUAAACACAAGCUGUACAAGAGGCCUGACCUCAAAGUCAACACCUUCAUAUCCGAGCUGGCUGCUCAAUUUAAAGACCAUGGGGAAAUGAAGUACAAAGACAAGCUCAGAAGUAUGGAAAUGUCAGGCCACAAGGGGGAAGUUGCUUGUGAUGUGUGUAUUGGUAAACGGGUGAAAGCUUUUAAAACCUGUCUGGAAUGUUUGGCUUCAUUUUGCCAGACACAUCUGGAGCCCCACCACGUUCUAGGCACCCUCAAGAAACACACCCUGAUCAACCCAAUUAUGAACAUGCGAGACAGAUUGUGUAAGAAACACGAGAGCCUCCUGAACCUGUUCUGCCACACAGACCAGAUGUACGUGUGCCAGGUCUGUGUUGAGGAUGACCACAAGGCACAUCGUAUGGCUCCUAUAAAGCAUGAAAGCCAAGACAGGAGAGAUCAGAUCAGAAGUAUGAACAUGGAAGUGCAAGAAGACAUCCACAGUAGGCUAGAGAAAACGUGUGAGAUCGGUCAAGCUGUUGAGUUUAGCAAAAGAAACACUGAACAAGAGGUUGAAGAGAGUUUUCUGGUCUUCAACAAACUGCUUCAAGUUGUUAAGACAGUCCAAGCUGACGUGGCUGAGGCUAUCUUAGCAAAGCAGAGGUGUGUCGAAAGCAGGGCUAGUGAGAUGACAUUGGAUCUUGAGCAAGAGAUUAAUCAGCUGACAAACAGGAGCACUGAUUUGGAGCUGCUCUCACAGACAAAUGAUGAUCUUUACCUUCUCCAGAGCUUUCCGGCUUUCUCCACUAAGCUGCCCAUCAAAGACUGGUCUGGGAUUUGGGUAGAAAGUGCAGUCUAUGUGGGAACAGUGAGAAGGGCACUCAGGAGAGCAGAAUCACAGCUUGAGGAAACCAUCAAGGCAGAGGUAAAGAGGCUUUGCAAGGUUGAAUUUGAGCGAGUAAAAGCCUACGCUGUGGAUGUGACGCUGGAUCCAGACACAGCUCACCCCAAACUCGUUCUUUCAGAAAACCGGAAGCAGGUCUAUCACAGCGAUGUGGCUGUGAACCUCCCUGACAAUCCAGCAAGAUUUUACCCUUGUGUUAGUGUCUUGGGGAAGGAGGGCUUCUGCUUCGGGAGGUUCUCCUAUGAGGUUCAGGUGAAAGGGAAGACAGAGUGGGAUAUCGGAGUGGGACUCGAGUCGGUCAAUAGAAAAGGAGGGAAUCUGCUGAACCCUGAAAGAGGCUACUGGAGUCUGGGAAUGAGGGAGGAUGAGAGUUACUGGGCACUCAGCAGUCCUCCUGUUAGACUGCCACUGGUGGAAAAGCCCCAGGCAGUCCUGGUGUACGUGGACAUGGAAGUGGGGCAGGUUUCAUUUUACAACUCAGACUCUCACUCUCAUAUCUACACGUACACUGGAUACACUUUCAGUGAGAGACUUUUCCCCUACUUCAACCCGCGAAGGAAUCACAGUGGGGUCAAUUCAGCACCUCUCCUUAUCCUGCCUUUGAAUAUCUAAAUUUUCACUAUGUACUAUCUUUUAUGAUGCUUUCAGAUGUUUCAGCAAACUUUAUUACUGAUUAAAGUUAAAGUAAUAGUUCCACAUCUGUUUUGUAAUGCUUGAUGCUUUUUUUCCCUGCAAUAAAAUUCUGCCUUAUGAA
Molecule: messenger RNA, 2390 nt
Organism: Xiphophorus maculatus (southern platyfish)
Lineage: Eukaryota; Metazoa; Chordata; Actinopteri; Cyprinodontiformes; Poeciliidae
Product: E3 ubiquitin-protein ligase TRIM21-like
Exons: 2
Coding region: 596-2248 (550 amino acids)
Biological process (GO): protein ubiquitination
Molecular function (GO): zinc ion binding; ubiquitin-protein transferase activity; protein binding
Source: RefSeq, a predicted model, not a curated record